UGUUCCAAGUGCAGAGUUGAUAAAGGCAGCCGAAGUGAAGUCGUGUCCUCCAUUUUAGAACCCACAUAUGAUCCAACAAGUUAAUAUCUACAUCUUCUUUGGUUUUUAACCCAACUUUAUUGGUUACUUUCGAUUUAGGGUCAAAUAAACAAGAAAGCAUGGCUAGUCCAAAUAGGAUUCUUAUCAAAGGUGGAAAAAUUGUGAACGAAGAUGCCACUCAACUAGGUGAUGUGUACAUUGAAGACGGAAAGAUUGUGGCGGUCGGAUUAAAUCUGCAUUUACCCGGUGGAGUGCGGGUCAUUGAUGCCCGGGACAAAUUGGUGUUGCCAGGAGGCAUAGACACGCACACUCACAUGGAGUUGGCAUUUAUGGGCACUAAAGCCGUGGAUGACUUUCACAUUGGAACAAAGGCUGCUGUUGCCGGGGGGACCACCAUGAUCCUGGACUUUGUGAUCCCCCAGAAGGGAGCAUCUCUCCUGGAGGCCUACGAGAAGUGGAGAAGCACGGCCGACCCCAAAGUGUGCUGCGACUACUCCCUCCAUGUGGCCGUCACCUGGUGGGACGAGUCGGUCAAGAGAGAAAUGGAAACACUUGUUCGUGAGAAAGGUGUCAACUCCUUCAAAAUGUUCAUGGCCUAUAAGGGAGUGUUCAUGCUGCAGGACGACGAGCUGUACUCCGCGUUCUCCCAGUGCAAGGAGAUCGGUGCCAUAGCCCAGGUUCACGCAGAGAAUGGAGAUUUGAUCGCUGAGGGUGCCAAGAAGAUGCUGGCCCUGGGCAUCACAGGGCCGGAGGGCCACGAGCUGUGCCGGCCUGAGGAAGUGGAGGCGGAGGCCACACAGAGGGCCAUCACCAUCGCCCACACCGUCAACUGCCCACUCUACGUGGUCCACGUCAUGAGCAAGUCUGCUGCCAAGGUGGUGGCUAGUGCCCGCCGGAACGGGCGUGUGGUGUUCGGGGAACCCAUCGCGGCGGGUCUGGGCACAGAUGGUACCCACUACUGGAAUCAGGACUGGUCCCAUGCAGCUGGCUUUGUGAUGGGCCCCCCCCUCAGACCGGACCCCAGCACCCCGGGAUACCUGAUGGACCUGCUGGCUAAUGAUGAUUUGAGUGUCACCGGCACAGACAACUGCACGUUCUCCAUCUGCCAGAAGGCCCUUGGGAAGGACAACUUCACCCAAAUCCCCAACGGAGUGAACGGCGUGGAGGACAGGAUGUCCGUCAUCUGGGAGAAAGGAGUGCAUAGCGGGAAAAUGGAUGAAAAUCGAUUCGUGGCUGUAACCAGUUGCAACGCUGCAAAAAUCUUCAACCUUUACCCCCAAAAAGGGCGGAUCGCCCCGGGCUCAGACGCAGACCUGGUCAUAUGGGACCCAAAGGCCACCAGGACUAUUUCGGCCAAGACUCACCACCAGGCCGUGGACUACAACAUCUUUGAGGGCAUGGUGUGUCAUGGUGUCACCGUGGUGACCAUCUCCAGGGGGAGGGUGGUGUAUGAGAACGGGAAGGUGCUGGCCAGUCCAGGAGAGGGCCGCUUCAUCCCCCGAAAACCCUUCGCCGAGUUUGUGUACAAGAGGGUGACACAGAGAGAGGAGGUGGGAACACCUUGUGCCGUGAGCAGGAAGCCCUACGAUGGAGAAGUCAUAUCUUUGGCACACAAUGGCAAUCCCUGAGGAGGAAACGCACAGGUGAAGUCAAAAGGAUUGAGAUGGCAACCGCGAAGAAAAGAACAGAUCGCUGCACAGACCAAAAGAGCCACACAUGUAUUCUUCAAAGCUGACUGAAUAGAUUGUAUAAAACAGUAAUACGACCUACCUUCAUAAGCAAAAUGUACAGUAUAUAUCCAUUAAAGUGCUGUGUAAAAAUGAAAGUAAUUAUU
This is a messenger RNA of Clupea harengus (Atlantic herring), 1873 nucleotides long. It is a transcript of the gene dpys, whose product is annotated as dihydropyrimidinase. NCBI's taxonomy places the organism in Eukaryota, Metazoa, Chordata, Actinopteri, Clupeiformes, Clupeidae. Gene Ontology annotation, cellular component: cytoplasm; cytosol. Gene Ontology annotation, biological process: pyrimidine nucleobase catabolic process. Gene Ontology annotation, molecular function: dihydropyrimidinase activity. The record is from RefSeq and is a predicted model, not a curated record.